AUGGCGCUCAAGCUGCGUGAUAGCUGUGACGCCUGUGCCGCGUCAAAGGUGAAAUGUCACAAGCAGAAGCCAACAUGCUCGCGCUGCCAGAGGCGUGGUACGCCCUGCCAUUACCUAGCCACCAAACGCGCUGGCCGUCGCCCCGACUCGGCUGCUUUUUCUCCCCUUGCUGCAUCGAUGCUACAUUGGGAACAUUUCGACUUCGAUCCAUCGUUUACCACAAGAACUACAACGCCGUCCACACACUCAACUGACAACAACACCUUCCUGCAUCAAUUGCUCACCCCGACCCCUCUCUUCCCUGGAGCCACUUCUAGUCAACCUGCUUACGGCUGGACUUCUGUGGCACCCAACGACGAUCUUGUCAUGGCCCAACCCAUGUUUACCGCAACUAGGUCUUGUACAUCGUCAAACUCUCCGGAACUCGGGCCUUGCGCCGCAUCACCCAUAAAUCUGGCCACGGACCUAGAUAACGACCUGCCAUCAUCCGUGAGCUUCUGGGCCCCAACAGUCCGUGGAACCUCCACUGUUGACACGCCUCCUUCACUCGAACCAGGCGCCGAGUCAGAAUUCCUUGCUUCAAACUUCACCACACCAGCGCUCGACACAUGCCUCACGCGAGCCACAAAAAUCAUGCAACAACAAUUCUACCAAUCUGCUUUACGACCCUCAAAUAUCUCUUGCAAACUCCUCAUACAAGAUGGAGUGGCCAAUGUAGCUGGGCCAGCCCCAGACAUAAUUAUUGAAGCAAACAAGCAGUACAUUAACCAAGUUGAUACCAUGCUGGAGUGCCAGUGCUCAAAAGACGGCUAUCUUCUCACAAUAAUCUCGCUCAUUGUCUUCAAGAUUCUAGACUCUUACGGCACAGCCGCAAGUGAGCCUGAAGUUCAAAAAGCCAGGGACGAUUCGGCAGAAGAACAUGCACAGCGUAUAGCUGCACAGCGGGUCAUGGGUGAGCUUCACCGCGUACAGCGCCUAGUGAACCAGCUAGCAAUUCACACUAAACGCCACAUAGCUACGGAAUCUCCAGAAAUGACUCCAGGAGCAUUUCCAUCGUGUGAGCAGAAAGCAGAGGGCGAAGUAUCUUCUCCCUUCUCUACGGUAAAUCUGUGCCAAAUAGAGAUGAACAUGAAAAAGCGGCUUAGAAGCCUUUCUCUGGAACUGGCAGUACAUCUUAGAAAGGUCUAA
Molecule: messenger RNA, 1188 nt
Organism: Bipolaris maydis ATCC 48331
Lineage: Eukaryota; Fungi; Ascomycota; Dothideomycetes; Pleosporales; Pleosporaceae
Biological process (GO): aflatoxin biosynthetic process; regulation of DNA-templated transcription
Cellular component (GO): nucleus
Molecular function (GO): DNA binding; zinc ion binding; DNA-binding transcription factor activity, RNA polymerase II-specific
Source: RefSeq, a predicted model, not a curated record